Molecule: messenger RNA, 868 nt
Organism: Haliotis rubra (blacklip abalone)
Lineage: Eukaryota; Metazoa; Mollusca; Gastropoda; Lepetellida; Haliotidae
Exons: 5
Coding region: 1-759 (252 amino acids)
Biological process (GO): metal ion transport
Cellular component (GO): membrane
Molecular function (GO): iron ion transmembrane transporter activity; manganese ion transmembrane transporter activity; cadmium ion transmembrane transporter activity
Source: RefSeq, a predicted model, not a curated record
AUGGAGUCGAGAGAAGUAGACCGGAGCAAGAAGACUGAAGUCAGUGAGGCCAACUUCUACUUCUUUGUAGAAGCUAUAAUUGCCUUGUUUGUGUCCUUCAUUAUCAACCUGUUUGUGGUGUCAGUGUUUGCUGAAGGACUUUACAACAAGACCACAGAAGAGAUUAUGAUGGCAUCGUGUACGUGCGCAAACUUCCUCCUCGUUGCCAUAGCAACAUGUGUCCACUCCCAGGAUGCUUUGACUGUUGACAGAAGUGACGUCAAUCUUGGUGCGUCUUGUGCCUCUUGGAACUCCUCUGCAGACCUCGACCAGCUGGUCAGUAUGUUCUAUGGCGGAUUGUUCCACACAGAGGAGCAGAUUAAGAAGAAGGAGCGGGAUUGGCGGGAAAGCCACAAAUCAAAAUGGGGUCUUCGGCCGUGGAGAGAGCGUCUUUCGUUGCGGGAAAGAUGGUUUGCCAAUUCGGGCCACGACUAUGACCAAUGUUGUCCAACUGAGAAGUAUCACGAUAAUAAGACCAAACUGCUGAAUUCGAUGGGUCAGGAGAGGAUCAUAUUGCAUCUGCCUCACGCCGUCCCCGCAAGGUACCAGUGGUAUCCCCAGGCUCGUUGUGGUCACAGACACACUGGGGCCUGUUUCGGGAAGUGCCGACUGGAGACCAUCACUGUCUGUCUCCUGGUGUACCCUCUCAGCGGACCCCCGUUUCCCCCCGAAUUUGACUGGUUUCACGUUCCUGGAUACUGUUCAUGCAAGAGUAACUGAGAGAGACACAGUCAGUGAGUGAGUGGGUUUUACGCCACUUUUAUCAACAUUCCAGCAAGAUCACGCCUGGGGGGACACGAGAAAUGGUCUUCACACGUUGUACCCAUGU